UGUAACAUGUCACUCAAGGGGUCUUUUUUUUUUUUGGUGUGUGUUAGGACCGGACUGAUUUACUGGUCUGUAAUGAAUUUCGUAUGGAAAAAAGUCGUGGCUGAUGAACAUCAGUUUUUCCUUAAACAAUUGUCAAAAAUGAUAAGGCUGUAAUAUUUAAUAACAUCACAGAGAAAAUUUAACUAUUUUUUUAGUAGGAUAACAUAUGAAUGCACCUGAUCAUGAGCUAAUCACUUGACUUUAAUAUAUUAAUCCAUCGAGGCUUCCUUGUACCCUAAUCUCAUUGACUCCACUACAAACUCUACCUACACCUGGCAAACCCGUUGCUUAAUAUUAAAAACACUUCGUGAUCCUAAAUAAAUACUUAACACAACAAGAUUUCUCUUCAUAGAGCCAUGAAUCGAAGGCUGAAUCAGGCAGCAUGGAAUGGGGAUGUUGAUCAUCUGCUUAAAGAGAUCGACAAAAACCCAUCUAUGCUUCAUGCCGUAGCAUUGGAGGGUAGUGAGACUCCCUUACACAUAGCUUGCUUCGCUGGACAUGUCAACUUCGCAUCAACAGUCAUCAAACUGAGGCAGGAUUUUUCUAGGGAGCUUAACCAAGAUGGUUUUACCCCUUUGCACAUAGCAGCUGCUUGUGGGCAUACCGAAAUUGUUAAGGAGCUUCUCAAAGUUGACAUUGGUUUGUGUUUGAUCAAAGGAAAAGACAGAAAAAUUCCUCUCCAUUUGGCUGUGGUGAAAGGUAAAGUUGAAGUUGUCAGAGAGUUGCUUUUGGCGAGCGUGGAUUCUGUGGAAUGCACGACUGCGCGACUUGAGACUUCGCUCCAACUAGCAGUGAAGAACAACCAAUUCGAAGUUUUCCAAGUUUUGGUUCAUCAUCUGAAGCAAGUAAACAAGGAAGAUCUUGUGAAUUCUAAGGACGUUCACGGCAAUACAAUCUUACACCUUUCCGUCUCCAUGAAGCAAUAUGAGGUGGUUGACUUUCUACUUAAUGGGCAAGUUACCAGUAAGGAGAAGAUUGAGUUGAAUUCCUUAAACAAUAGAGGUUUAACUCCUCUUGAUAUGCUACUAAUGUUCCAAAGUGAAGCUGGUGAUCGGGAAAUUGAAGAGAUUCUUGUCAAAUCGGGAGCUUUAAAAUCUGAAAACUUACAAUCUCAAGCGUAUCCACAAGAAGAAAGACCAAACCAUCCUGACACAAGACAUGAAAACCCUCGAUCUCCAGCUAGAGCUAUGUUAGACUACUUCAAAUACAACAACCUCAAAGAAUCUCCUACAAUAGUAAGAAAUACCCUUCUCGUGGUUGUUAUUCUGAUCACAACCGCAACCUAUCAACCAGCACUUAGUCCUCCCGGAGGUGCUUGGCAGGAUGAUUCCAUUCCAUCCGCAGGCAAUAAUACAUCAUCAUCUACAGCGAAUAUUACCACUUCUAUUAAACGACACACCGCAGGAACUGCUAUUAUGGGUACCGAAAAUCCGAUAGCAUACAGUAUAUUUCUGUUUGCCAAUUCCAUGGGGUUCUACAUGUCAGUUCACAUGAUUUACGUACUCACAGAUGCUUUCCCUUUGCAGUUGGAAUUGAAGAUUUCAUUGAUUGCAAUCAGUGCAACCUACGUUGCUUGCAUGAAUGCAAUUGCGCCAAAUAGUUAUAUAACCUUUGGUUUUAUUGGAAUUUCGAUUGCUAUGCCUUUUGGGAUACCAUUUGCGAUCACGCUUUAUAGAAAUUAUUUGAAGAAGUCAAGAAGUACAUCGCAUCAGAGAAGUGAAGAAAGGAUUUGAACUAGUACUAGGUCUUCCUUAGCUUCCUUUCAAAUUCUUCAACUCUUGAUCGAUGCAAUAAGAUGUCAUGUUUUUUUUAUGAAUAU
Molecule: messenger RNA, 1858 nt
Organism: Lactuca sativa (garden lettuce)
Lineage: Eukaryota; Viridiplantae; Streptophyta; Magnoliopsida; Asterales; Asteraceae
Product: ankyrin repeat-containing protein BDA1
Cellular component (GO): plasma membrane
Molecular function (GO): protein binding
Source: RefSeq, a predicted model, not a curated record